Messenger RNA from Glycine soja, 1722 nucleotides. Its product is annotated as phenolic glucoside malonyltransferase 1-like. Bases 80 to 1513 code for a protein of 477 amino acids. The transcript has a single exon. The record is from RefSeq and is a predicted model, not a curated record. Lineage: Eukaryota; Viridiplantae; Streptophyta; Magnoliopsida; Fabales; Fabaceae.
UUGUUAAAUGAGUACUGUAUAUAUGACGGUAUCUUCAACCAACUGAAACAAACAGAACGACUUCCUCUCCUUCCUUACCAUGGCUUCUCAAUCUCACAACAUCAAAAUCCACGACCACUUUAGCGUUUCCCCUCCCUCAGCAACAGCGACAUCCCUCUCUCUCAAAUUCUUCGACCUUUUCUGGCUCAGGUUCCACCCCGUGGAACGCAUCUUCUUCUACACGCUUCCAACACCCCAAUCAGACCCAUCCAUUUUCUAUUCCAAAAUCGUUCCAAAGCUCAAAACCUCUCUCUCUCACACCCUCCAACACUUUCCCCCUCUCGCCGGCAACGUGGUUUGGCCUCAUGACUCCCCAAACCCCAUCGUCCAAUACACCCCAGGCGACGCCGUUUCAGUGCUGGUGGCUGAAUCCGAAGCUGACUUCAACCACGUGCUUGAUAACUCACCCCACGAAGCAUCGGAGUCACGUUGUUUAGUACCCCACUUGGAUUCAUCGGAUUCUCAUGCCUCUAUUGUCUCUCUUCAAAUCACUCUGUUCCCCAACAAAGGAUUCAGCAUAGGAAUCAGCACCCACCAUUCCGUUCUUGAUGGAAAAUCUUCGACCCUUUUCAUCAAGGCUUGGUCAUCUCUAUGCAAAACCAACGAUGAUGAAUCUUCAGAGUCAUCAUCACCAUCUUUGGCGCCAGAGUUGGUUCCUUUCUUUGACAGAUCAGUCAUCAAAACCCCAAGUGACUUGGGACUUAACUUGACAAUCAUUUGGACUGAGGUCUUAACCAAAUUGUUCCCUACUGAAAACAGCGACGGGAGGUGCUUAAAGCUUGCACCUUUCCCUCCAAGACUCGAGGAUCAUGUUCGAGCUACGUUCGCGCUCACGAGAGCAGAUUUGGAGAAGUUAAGGAAAAGGGUGUUGUCCAAAUGGGACAUUGUUGAAACAGGAGAAGAAUCAGAGCCACCUAGGUUGUCGUCCUUUGUUCUCACAUGUGCUUAUGCGGUAGUUUGCAUUGCGAAGGCCAUUCAUGGAGUUAAAAAGGAGAAAGAGAAGUUUUCUUUUGGGUUCACGGUGGAUUGCAGGGCGAGGUUGGAGCCACCAAUCCCUGACAACUAUUUUGGUAACUGUGUAUGGGGCCGUUUGGUGGAUGCUGACCCACUGGACUUCAUAAAGGAAGAAGCUUUUGUUAUUAUUGCAAAGAGUAUUGAUAGUAAAAUAAAAGAGAUGUCAGAAAAGGGGAUUUUUCAUGGGGCGGAUAGUGUGUUUUCUAAACACGCGUCUUUGGCAAAAGAGAGAGUUGAAAUCUUGGGAGUUGCAGGGUCUAAUCGAUUUGGGGUCUAUGGGAGUGAUUUUGGUUGGGGGAAGCCUGCUAAGGUGGAGAUAACAUCGGUGGAUAGAGCCUUAACCAUUGGGUUGGCAGAGAGCAAGGAUGGGAAUGGUGGUGUUGAAGUUGGGCUUGUUCUUAAUAAACAUGUCAUGGAUCUAUUUGCCACUUUGUUUCGUCAUGGAGUGUCAGAUGAGUAGUGAUGACAGAUUUGAAUAAACGUGCAUCUUAAGAUUUGAGUAUGUAUUCAAGAAAGAAAAAAGUGCACAAUAUCAGAAUUUAUUUGUACCAGUAUUUGUCGUUUUAAUUUUGAUGGGUUUCACAUUAAUCAGUAAUGCUGUAUGUAUACCCAAAAAUGGUGUAACAGUAACGUUUACCUUCAUAAAAUCAGAAUUUAUUUAUGCGAGUA